AUGAAGCUUGCCAAAAUAUGUGGAAUAAAAACGACAGCGGCAGCCGAAAAGGCUAUUGAUAGCAAUGCUGAUCUCCUUGGUAUGAUCAUGGUACCUAAUAGGAAGCGAACCAUAGACAAAAAUGUAGCUUUGCAGGUUACUGAAUUGGUCAAAAAUCGUAGAAAGGAUACCAAAAGACAGAUCCAAACUGCUUCACAGUUGAUCAAACAUAUAGAGAACGAUACAUUCAGCAGCAUAGACGAGUUACUUUCCAAAUUCAAGGUACUUAUUCAAGAAAACGGCCCUUUUAGUGUUGGUGUAUUUCGCAAUCAAAGCAUAGAAGAGGUAUUCAAAACUGCAAACGAACUCGAUUUGGACAUUAUACAGCUCCAUGGAAGCGAAGACAAGCCUGAAUUUGUUAAAUACAACUCCAAAAAUGAAAAAUUUGUGAUAAUAGGCCGCUACGUUGUGCCCAGCGAUGUUCCGAAUUUGGAACCGAUGUUCGAGUCUUUACUAAAAGAUGGAAAGUAUGUGGGCGGUGGCUUGAGUAUACCUCUUUUAGACUCCGAGGCAGGCGGUGAAGGAAUUACGAUUGACUGGGAUGCAGUUGGUGGUAUUCUGAAGGGUAUAUUUCUUCUCGCAGGCGGGUUGAAUAGUGACAAUUUGAAAGAUACGAGCCACUUGAAAAACGUCAUUGGAUACGAUGUGAGCGGAGGUGUUGAAGAUGGUGAGGGACACAAGGACUUUACCAAAAUUGAAAACUUUAUAAAAGUUGCACAUAGCAUAUAA
Messenger RNA from Meyerozyma guilliermondii ATCC 6260, 768 nucleotides. It is a transcript of the gene TRP1, whose product is annotated as phosphoribosylanthranilate isomerase. NCBI's taxonomy places the organism in Eukaryota, Fungi, Ascomycota, Pichiomycetes, Serinales, Debaryomycetaceae. Gene Ontology annotation, biological process: L-tryptophan biosynthetic process. The coding region runs from base 1 to 768 and encodes 255 amino acids. The transcript has a single exon. Gene Ontology annotation, molecular function: phosphoribosylanthranilate isomerase activity. The record is from RefSeq and is a predicted model, not a curated record.